Molecule: messenger RNA, 2628 nt
Organism: Lecanosticta acicola
Lineage: Eukaryota; Fungi; Ascomycota; Dothideomycetes; Mycosphaerellales; Mycosphaerellaceae
Source: the annotation of a GenBank genome assembly
AUGCGGUAGGUGUUGAGCAGGUAGUGCACGAAAGUUUGUCUCUUACGGAACGAUGUAGGGCAAGACGACGACGACAGAAAGAUGUUUAUAUUACGCCAAUUUCACUCGCAGAAUAGGAGGUGAGUACUGAUCAUAUUCGUCCAGUCUGUUGGCACCAUCGAUUGCACGUGCAGUAUGAUGAUUUUCAGAUGGCAGCGUAUCCCUUUCUGACGCACUGCAGACGUCGACGAGGGGAGCACAGUAACAGACUUCCUCCCGGCGGAGCGAGCAAGAGGCAUUACCAUCCAGUCAGCUGCUAUCUCAUUCUCCUGGCCCCCCACUGUCGACAACAAGCAACCCAAAGUCACACCUGGAGCUCCGAGAUCGUCGACACCUCACAACAUCAAUUUGAUCGAUACUCCUGGGCACGCCGAUUUCACGUUUGAAGUCCUACGAUCAUUACGAGUCCUGGAUGGUGCUGUGUGCAUUCUGGAUGGCGUCGCUGGGGUUGAGGCGCAGACGGAAAAAGUCUGGAGCCAAGCAUCUGCAUACGCUAUCCCCAAAAUUGUCUAUGUGAACAAGCUGGACCGCGACGGAGCCGCAUUCGGACGGACUGUGAAGGAAGUCGGCGCUCGUCUUGGGGCUUGGCCCGCGGUGUGCGGCAUUCCCUGGUGGACUUCCGAUGGCCGGUUACAAGGUGUCGGUGAUGUGGUGGGGCUGCGAGGUCUCCGCUAUGCUGAAGGGAGCGACGGCAGGGAGGUCAAAUUCUUCGAUCUCGAGAAGCUUGAAUCUGAGGAUUCGAGUCUAGCGGACGAGUUGAAGAAAGCCCGUGUUGCUCUUGUCGAAAGGCUUGCUGAGCACGACGACGAGAUGGUGGAAAAGUAUCUGGAAGCAGACGAGGACCAUCUCGCUGUUUCAUCGCGCGAUCUUACCGAGUCGCUGAGAAGAUGUGUUCUACAGCAUCCCCAGCCUAUCGCUCCCAUCUAUGCAGGUGCCAGCUUCCGCAACGUUGGUGUACAACCUCUCUUAGACGCUGUGGUGGAUCUAUUAACUUCGCCAGAAGAACGACCAGAUCCUGAGGUCAGUCUGGGCUCGAACACGAGGGGUGGGCUGAGUGCGUUUCUAUCCGGGAAACUAGUCGCAGAGGCAAUACCCGAGGUCAAAGGCACUGGACGAGCUGUGAGCAAGAACCAAGCAACUUUGUCCGUACAAAAGCUCGAAGCAUGUGCGUUGGCCUUCAAGGUCGUAGCAGACGCUAAAAGAGGCGUGCUGGUGUACGUCAGGGUGUACUCGGGCUCCGUAAAUCGCAAUGCUUUGCUUUGGAAUACGACGCUACAGAACUCGGAACGAGCACAGAGGUUGAUGAAAAUGUACGCCAACGACGCGAUCGAUAUUGAUUCGAUUCCUGCCGGUCAGAUCGGCGUGAUACCAGGGCUCAAGUUUACUCGAACUGGAGAUACCUUGAUCUGCUACGCCGGCGCAAAUCCGAAGAGCGGACCGCCGCGGCCGGUAAACACAUUGCAGCUCAGGCCGAUUGAUGUACCGCCGCCGGUCUUCUUUGUCAGUGUGGAGCCGAACAGCUUAUCGGAGGAGAAGCACAUCAAGGAAUGUCUUGAGCUUCUUCUCAGAGAGGACCCAAGCUUGCAUGUGUCUCUUGACGAGGAGAGUGGACAGACACAUCUCGCUGGUAUGGGAGAAUUGCAUCUCGAGAUCGCAAGAGAUCGACUAGUAAGCGACCUAAAGGCGAGAGCCAGAAUUGGCAACAUCGAAAUAGGGUACCGGGAAGCGAUCACGACCUCCAGCGACGAGAUCACGGAGACUUUUGAUCGAGAAGUUGGAGGUAAGAGCUCGAAGGCUUCUUGCACAGCCUCUGUUGUACCUGCAAGUGAAGAGGGAACUGCCGGCAAGAGUCUUCAUUCAUUCGAACUGCACGACAACAACCACCUCACGGUGACAACACCUACGCUAUAUGAGGAUGGAUCCCCAAUCGAUCCCGAAAAACCAGGCUUGCCAGAAAGCCUUCCGCUGCAAGCCAUCCUGCAGGCUUUACAAAAUGGAGUUUCCGCGGCUCUCGCACGGGGGCCCACGCACGGGUACCCAAUUCAUUCAGCCAAGAUCCACAUCACAUUCGAUCCAUCCAAGCACCUCUUUCCAACCACUACAGCUGCAGCCCUGUCCUCUGCAGCUAGGUUUGCCGUCCAACGUGCCCUCAAAGAGAGCUCCAAUGCUGGCGAGUCCGUCCUGAUGGAACCCGUGAUGCUUGUCACCAUAAGCGUGGGCGAGGAGAGUCUCGGAUCCGUUGUCCACGAUAUCUCCUCCGCGCGUGGCGGGAACGUUGUCUCGCUCGGCUCAGAUGAACCUCAAGACGACUCUUCAGCCCGCGAUAUUGACGUGACUAAGAUUUAUGCUCCGCCAGAUCCCUAUGCUGGCGGGCAUGUGUCCUCCGACGCUGGAUUGGGAAGUGGUGCGAAUGGAAUGAGACAGAUCGUCGCGAAGGUUCCGUUGAAGGAGAUGGUUGGAUAUCUCAAGCAUUUGCGGUCCCUCACCGGCGGUCGAGGAACGUUUACGAUGGUAGUUGAUCGAUUUGAGAAGAUGAGUGGACAGCGACAGAGAGCUGUUCUGAACGAGAUGAGAGGUGAUUCCGGUUGA